GUCCCGGACCUGACUGCCAGCUGAGAGGCGCUUCCCAUCACUGCGGUGGGUGGGGCGAAUCAGGACUCCCACGUUCCCACCGAUAGGGCUGCUGCACUGGCCGGGCCCAGCGCCCCUGCAGGAUGCAGCCCGCGUCUCCAGGCCGGGAAUCAGUAAUGGAGCCAGGUUUGUGUGACCGUCCACCGGGGAAGAAGCUGCGGCUGGACGCUGAGGCCCGAGAGGAGCCGGCGACGGGAGGCGAGGCCCGAAAGAAGCCAGUGGCGGGAGGCGAGGCUCGGGAGAAGCCGGCGGCGGGCGCUGAGAGUGAGGAGAAGCCGGCGGCGGGCGGCGAGGCCCGAAAGAAGCCGGCGGCGGGCGGCGAGGCCCGGGAGAAGCCGGCGGCAGGCGGCGAGACCCGGGAGAGGCCGGCGGCGGGCGGCGAGGCCCGGGAGAAGCCGGCGGCGGGCGGCGAGGCCCGGGAGAAGCCGGCGGCGGGCCGUGAGGCCCGGGAGAAGCCGGCGGCGGGCGGCGAGGCCCGAAAGAAGCCGACGGCGGACGCCGUGGCCCGGGAGCGACAGGACGGAGCUUACUUCCACUCUUACUCAGACGUAUCCAUCCACGAGGAGAUGAUCGCGGACGUGGCGCGCACGGGCUCGUACCGCCGGGCGCUGCAGUGGGGCUGCCGGCAGGGCCCGCAGCCUGGGCCUGGAGUCGGGCUGUUGCAUGGCCUGACGGUGCUGGACGUGGGCGCGGGCACGGGCAUCCUCAGCGCCUUCUGCGCGCAGGCCGGCGCGGCGCGCGUGUACGCAUGCGAGGCGUGCGCGGUGAUGGUGGAGCGGGCGCGUGAGGUGGUGGUGGCCAACGGUCUGCGCGGCCGCGUGCGCGUGCUGCAGGGCCGCGUGGAGGAUGCGCGCCUGCCCCAGCCGGUAGACGCCAUCGUCAGCGAGUGGAUGGGCUACGGCCUCAUGUACGAGUCCAUGCUCCGCAGCGUCCUCCACGCCCGUGACCGCUGGCUCAAGCCCGGCGGCCUCAUAUUCCCCUGCCGCGCCGAGCUCUACCUCGCCCCAGUCACCGACCCGGCCCUGCAGGAGCGCCUGUCCUUCUGGGCCGGCGUCAAAGAGCGCCACGGCGUUGACAUGUCCUGCAUGAGCACCUUCGCCCGUCGCUGCCUCAUGAAUGACGAGAUGGCGGUGGCCACCCUGCACGGUGAGGACGUCCUGGGCCAGCCCUCCAUGUUCGCGGCCAUCGACCUAUACACGGUCACCGAACAGGAGCUGGCAAAGCUGGGCGGCGACUUCACCACCACCUCCUUCGGCAUUGCUACCAUGCACGCCUUUGCCCUCUGGUUUAACGUUAUUUUCCCCACUUCUGCCCCUACAAGAGAGAUUGCCCAUGAGCCCCUUGCAACCAGCACCAAUGCGAAUGGUCCUGAUGCAACUGUUGCCAAUGCUAAUGGUGGUCAAGCAGCCAGCUUUAAUGUUCAAGAUCGAGAUAUACCUGGUCCACGUGCAGCGUCUGUUGAUGCAGAUUUUAAGACUGGAGCCAUUGCAAACAAUGACUGCCAUGCAUCCGGCCCCAAUCUAUGUGAAGCAUCUGCCAAUACAGUUAAUGCUAAUACUAUUAGGCACAAUGCAUUUACCACCAACAGUGACAACCACCAACCAUUAAAUGUCAAUGGUGAUGACCACAGAACAUUUGAUGUUAAUGCCAAGGAGCUCGAGCCGAUCAUUUUGUCAACCUCUCCCUUUGCAGAAGAAACGCAUUGGAAACAAUCCUUACUUUAUCUAGAUGAGCCUGUCGAACUGUUCCAGGACACUGUGUUAAAAGGAAAAAUAACUUUAACCCCAGCUGAAGAUAACCCAAGAUACCUCCGUAUAACUUUGAAUUAUGAGAUUGGGAAUAGUGGGAAAAAAACAAAAACAUUCAAAAUGGGGGAAGAUUACCCCCCCUUUGAAUGAUAUUUUAGAAUGUGUGUAUUGACUCUUCAGUGACUGGUCAUCUUUUCACUGUUCUCCAGUUAUUUUUCCAACUGAUUCUUCUAAUCCCAUUAUCUUUUGAAAGAUUCAUUGGGGAAAUGUGUCUCAAUGCAUCAAACCCACCCAGAGAGUUAACUGUCAAGUCAGGAAAUAAAUGACACCUGAGUAUCUUGCAAGAUUGAAGAUUAUGGUACGAAAACAUACUAAUUUUGAAUUUAAGUUGGGCAGGGGUGUUGGGUUGGUUGUAGGGAAUGAAACUGUCUGCUUUUGAUUGAGUUUUUCUUUGUGCAUGUGUAUUUUCUAGAAUUUUAAUAAUAAUGGUGAACUUGCAUUUUGUUGGUCUAUUUUCAUCAGCAUGAAAUCUUGGUGUGGUUUCCAUAUUCUAGCACCAGAUUGGAAAUAGACAUAAAAUACUGGAGUAACUUAGCAGGACAGGCAGCAUCUCUGGAAAGAAGGAAUAGGUGACAUUUCGUGUUGAAGGGUCUCAACCCAAAACGUCACCCAUUCCUUCUCUCCAGAGAUGCUGCCUGUCCUGCUGAGUUACUCCAGCAUUUUGUGUCUAUCUUUGGAGUAAACCGGCAUCUGCAGUUCCUUCCUACCAAAUUGGCAAUCCAGAAUUGCUGUUAUACUUUGCAGGUCAGGCAACAUCUGUAGAGAUCCACAAAUAUGUCAAGAAUCUGACAUAUUUAGAGUUGUAUUUCUCUCCAUAGUUGCUGCCAGACCUUAGUACUCACAGAAUUCUGUGCUUUAUUUCAGAUUUCCAGCACAUGCAACAUUUGCUUCUGAACUGGUUGUUAGGGUAUACAUUUUAGGUGCAUUAAUACAGGUUGAAAGCUAACCAAGAUUAAUUCCUGGACAGUGUUGCUUUAAAUGCCAGACAUGCUGAAAAUGAAAAGAGAAUGGAAAGUUCAUAUUAUGGACAGAGAUCUAAUUUUAAUGCCAAAAGAGCUCUGCAUAUAAUAGCAACCUUUGCAUUUACUGUCAUCAGAUGCUGACAUGUGCAUUUGUUGAUCGCUGGUUCAGUGCAAAUUAUUAGAACCCUACCUGCAAUUGGUAUUGAAUCAUAUCAAUACAGUGUCCUCCAUAACGUCUGGGACAAAGACACAUUUAUUUAUUUGCCUCUGUACUCCACAAUUUGAGAUUUGUAAUAGAAAAAAAAUCACAUGGUUAAAGUGCACAUUGUCAGAUUUUAAUAAAGGCCAUUUGUAUACAUUUUGGUUUCACCAUGUAGAAAUUACAGCAGUCUUUAUACAUAGUCCCCCCUCAUUUCAGGGCACCAUAAUGUUUGUGACACAGCAAUGUAAAUGACACAUGUAAAUUAAAGUAGUCAUGUUUAAUAUUUUGGUGCAUAUCCUUUGCAUGCAAUGACUGCUUGUUGGGUGUUUUCUCUGUUGAGGCUCUGCUAGGCCUGUAUUGCAGCCAUCUUUAGCUUAUGCUUGAUUUGGGGCUAGUCCAGUUUUCUCUUCAGCAUAUAAAAGGCAUGCUCAAUUAGGUUCAGAUCGGGUGAUUGACUUGCCCAUUCAAGAAUUGACCAUUUAUUAGCUUUAAAAAACUCCUUUGUUGCUUUAGCAGUAUGUUUGCGAUCAUUGUCUUGCUGUCGAAUGAACCGUCGGGCAAUGAGUUUUGAUACAAUUGUUUGAACUUGAGCAGAUGGUAUGUGUCUAUGCACUUCAGGAUUCAUUAUGCUAUUACCAUCAGCAGUUGUAUCAUCAAUGAAGAUGCGAUCCGGUACCCUGAGCAGCCAUACAUGCCCAGGCCAUAACACCCCCACCACCGUGUUUCACAGAUGAGCAAGUAUGCUUUGGAUCUUGGACAGUUCCUUCUCUCCCCCAUACUUUGCUCUUACCAUCACUCUGAUAUGUUAAUCUUCUUAUCCUCUGUCCACAAACCUAUUUCCAGAACUGCGGUUGCACUUUUAAGUACUUCUUGGCAAACUGUAACCUAGCCAUCCUAUUUUUGCAGCCAACCAGUGGUUAUCAAGAUCAUUAACCAGUCAUUGACAAAUCCACACCUGACUCCUGAAGAGUGUUUCUGAUCUGUCGGACAGGUGUUUGGGGAUUUUUCUUUAUUAUAGAGCAAAUUCUUCUGUCAUCAGCUGUGGAGGUCCUCAUUGGCCUGCCAGUCCCUUUGCGAUUAGUAAGUGUUGAUUUUGGUAGGCCUAAGGUUUGCACAAUGUAUCUAACAGUUUUAUUCUUGUUUCCCACUCUCAUAAUGGCUUAUUUGACUUUCAUUGGCACAACUUUGGUCCUCAUGUUGAUAAACAGCAAUAAAGGUUUCCAAAGGUAAUGGAAAGGCUGGAGGAAAGACCAGCUGCUGAGAACUCUCUUAUACCUGCAUUAAGGAGGCAAUUAAACACACCUAUGCAUUUACAAACAACUGUGAAGCCAUGUGUCCCAACCAUUAUGGUGCCCUGAAAUGGGGGGAGGAGGGGGAACUAUGUAUAAACACUGCUGUAAUUUCUACAUGGUGAAGCAAAAAUGUAUAAAAUACCCUUUAUUGAAAUCUGACAAUGUGCACUGACUACAUGUGAUUUUUUUUCUAUAACAAAUCUUAAAUUGUGGAGUCCAGAGGCAAUUAAAUAAAUAAAUGAUGGGUCUUUGUCCCAAACAUUAUGGAGUGCACUGUGGGUUGUCAGUUAAUUAAUUUGAAGCUUCUCUUAACUAACUUCUGUGGGCUGCUUUGAUCAUUAUGUGGACAUAAUACCAACAAAUAUAUAAAGCAAUUACCUAUGUUGUGGAAAUGUCACAUCAGUAGCGGAUAACUAAUUAAGAUCUGAGCGUUCAAUAGUAUUAAUGCAGUGCUAUCGCACCGUGUCCUUUAACAUUCUGUGUCAGAUCGAAGGAGUAUUUGGUGUUGCCAAUGUUUUGUACUGUACCUGAUUAAGUCACAACUUUAUUUAAUUCUUUGGCCAUAUCUUGCAUUAUUUAUUUCCAAAUCCUGUAAAGUUCCUGUUUAUUUUUCACUGUUCUUUGUUUUUAAUUACCAUUGUAUUGCACUCCGAUAUAUAGGAGUUUUCAAAGGUAAGCAGUAACUUUCAGUGAUCUAUCUGAGUGAGGUAUAAUGAAAAAAAUGUUCAUUAAUAUUGUGUUUUGAAAUACAUUAUACCACAUAUGAAAUACGAUGAUAUUCAUGUGAAUCAGACUUAAUUCAGAGCUUAACUGCAGAAAAAUUAGCUACUGCAUUUGCCCAGAUAAUAGUGAUCACAUUUUAAAGAUUAUUUUUUAAGUACCAGUGGCUCAAUGGUAGCGAUCUUGCUACUAAGUGGAUGCAGACAAAGCUUGUGAUGCAAAGCACAUCAUGGUUGGACUCCGGCUGACGAGUCUCUGAAGAGUCUCAGAGUUGUGAAGUACAGAACCCAGGUCUUUCUGUCUGUUAUAUCCAUGCUGACCAUUGUACUUAUCUAUCUUUAUUUAAGCUCGUCUCAUUCACCCGCAUUUGAUCUGAAUCCCUCGCGUUCACCUGCAUUCGAUCGGUUUAUAAUUUAGUAAAACUUAUACAGUUGCCUUCGGCCUCCUCUUUAGGCACCGUUAUAUAAACAUGGGAUAACACUAAGCUCGAGGUCCAACAUUCAGUCAACUCUGAGAAAUGGUGUUAAAGAUUAUCAUCGUUUUGCUACUGAUGAUAAAAUAAAGUUUUAAUUUAAAUAAUG
Molecule: messenger RNA, 5604 nt
Organism: Leucoraja erinaceus (little skate)
Lineage: Eukaryota; Metazoa; Chordata; Chondrichthyes; Rajiformes; Rajidae
Product: protein arginine N-methyltransferase 6-like
Exons: 1
Coding region: 123-1937 (604 amino acids)
Biological process (GO): peptidyl-arginine methylation
Molecular function (GO): protein-arginine N-methyltransferase activity
Source: RefSeq, a predicted model, not a curated record